Messenger RNA from Syzygium oleosum, 2215 nucleotides. Its product is annotated as (R)-mandelonitrile lyase-like. Gene Ontology annotation, molecular function: oxidoreductase activity, acting on CH-OH group of donors; flavin adenine dinucleotide binding. The transcript is spliced from 3 exons. The coding region runs from base 385 to 2019 and encodes 544 amino acids. Lineage: Eukaryota; Viridiplantae; Streptophyta; Magnoliopsida; Myrtales; Myrtaceae. The record is from RefSeq and is a predicted model, not a curated record.
ACAUUAAGUAAGCAGAUACAUGAUAUAGAUAGUGAUUAAAGAAUACAGAGUGGAGGAAACUCAUCACUGAAGCGAAAUCAUUAGUUCCCCAAAAGAAAAAGAGUGAAUUAUAUUAACUUAAGUACGCAGAUACAUGAAAAGUGUAGUGAUUAAAGCAUACAGAGUGGAGGAAACUCAUUGCAGAAGCAAAAUCAUUAGUUCCCCAAAAGAAUAAGAGUGAAUCAUUGGACCAAGUAUGCGUACGCAGGCGAUAUCAAAGCAAGGAAAAUGCCAUCGAUUACACCAGUAGCGUGUGGAUAUUUAUUAAGACGAUAAUGAGCCAUUAGAACUAAUAAAUAUAUCACUUCUUCCUCCCUUCUGGUCAGAUCAGGGGAAGGACCAAACAUGGGGAUUCUGCGUAAAACUCAUCCGCUUUCGAUAAGAUCGAUCCUUUUACUUCAGAUAUUGUCUUCAUUUCCUUGUACACUGUCUCAAGGAAACAGGCCACCUUACAUGACUUCAGACCUCAAAGAAAUCUCGGGCAAGUCUUUCAAUUACAUUAUCGUCGGGGGAGGAACUGCAGGAUGUCCUCUAGCGGCGACUCUCUCCGAGAAAUUCUCCGUACUGUUGGUCGAGCGUGGUGGAUCGCCUUAUGAGGACCCCUUAGUCAUGGAUAGAAAAUACUAUGGUUUCUCGCUGCUCAACACCGAUGAGUAUUCAUCAGUGGCACAGAGCUUCAUCUCCGGAGAAGGGGUUACAAAUCACAGAGGACGGGUUCUGGGAGGGUCGUCCGCUAUUAAUGGUGGUUUCUACAGCAGAGCUAGUGCUGAUUUUGUUAAAAGAGUCGGAUGGGACGUAGAGCUGGUAGAGGAUGCAUACAGAUGGGUGGAGUCGAGAGUGGUUUUUCAGCCGGAGUUGACCCCAUGGCAGUUUGUCGCCGAGUUUGGAUUCCUUGAAGCAGGAAUUUUCCCGUAUAACGGCUAUACGCUGGAACAUCUCGAAGGAACAAAGAUUGGUGGAAGCGUGUUCGACAAUUACGGAACCAGGCAUACAUCCGCCGAUCUCCUAGAGGCAGGGUAUAUGGAAAACUUGACCGUGCUCGUAAAUUCAACCGUGAGGAAUCUCCUCUUCUGCAAUCACAGUGAGCCACUCAGACCGUUAUGUCGCGAUAACAAUGAGACCCGGGCUUGUGGCAUUACGUACAUCAAGAGCAAUGGGAGCUUGGAAGAAUCAUACGAAGCUUACCUCAAUUACGCAAAUGAUUCGACAUUGUUCGGCGAAGUCAUUUUAGCUGCAGGGUCACUAGGGAGUCCCCAAAUGCUGUUACUUAGCGGAAUUGGUCCUCCUGAACAUCUCAAGAAGUUCAACAUCUCGUUGCUAAGUGACCUCAGGGGAGUGGGCCGAGGAAUGCAAGAUAAUCCGUGCAUGGCGCUUCUCGCAGAUGCCAAACCACAGGAUCGGCUGCCCGAACCACCCGUAGUGGCCGGCAUUGCCCAUGAUCUCAAAUUCAUCAUCGAAGCAGGGAUCCUCCCCAUAAGUCUCAAUGCAACAAGGAUGCCGGUCGCAGUCAAGUAUGCCUUCCCGGCAUCGAGAGGCAGGCUGAAACUGAACAGCACGGACCCGAGGCAGAACCCUGCGGUGACAUUCAACUACCUAUCCAAGGAAGAGGACAUGAAGGCGUGCAUCGAGAUGGCGCAGCUGCUCCAGAGUGUCGUGAGGUCUCAGGCCGUCUCUGUUUUCCUGGGGGUCGAGCACAAGGAGGACGAACUGUCGGGCGAAGAAGAGCUGGCCGAGUUCUGCAAGCAGAACGUGCGGACAUUCUACCACUACCAUGGCGGUUGUGGGGUCGGUUCGGUGGUCGACGAGGACUACAGGGUCUACGGCGUGAAGGGAUUGAGGGUGGUCGACGGGUCAACAUUCCUGGAAUCGCCGGGGACAAAUCCAAUGGCUACGCUAAUGAUGUUAGGGAGAUACCAGGGCAUCAAGAUUCUAAGAGAAAGAGGACAAUUUGGCGCCUCUAACACCCAAGAUCAUCCCUAGCAAAACUCUAUGCGCAAUAAAACCAUCUAAAGCUGACUACUUCAUCAAGCUUUCUUGAUGCAAGAUCUUGAUCUGAAGAUGCAUUGACUGUGUUUCCAUCAAUCUCUCUCUAGGUGUUCAUUGCUUUGUAUUAGAAACGAGUGUAAGUUCAUGAUGAUUUCUUAAUCGAUCUUGUGACGUCGGAGUUUGGAUUUCU